AUGACCUCAGAAGCAAAAGUCAUCUUGAUCCCUUGGGACUACGAGUCUGCUGCUCAUCGGGCAGUCCUUUCGAAGCAGCGAGAGGAAUGUUCCUGGCACCAGGAAAAAGUAGAGAAAGAAUGGAGGGAAUUGCAAGCGAAAGGCCACAAGUGCAUUUACUGGAUUGUGAGUCAACUGAGGACUGGAAGCUCUAUUCCAUGCUACACUAGUGUUUUGAUGUAUGGGACACCGUUGCUAAUCAUAAACAAGGUGCUUCUCUCCGAUGACUCACAAACAACCGAAGGAAUGAAGAUACAUCUUCGUUCUAAGGAAAGUCACUUUGAAUCAAACUCUCCGGACGUGAUAUUAACAUUCAUAAUACAGACAAGUGACAAAUUGAGCGACACGGCUCAAUCUAUCAAUGCCGUUCCCCGACGGGCAUCACAUCAAGCAUUCAUUCCCAUUGGACAUAUAUCAAUUGAUUCUUUGAACCCAGAGGCGAAUCACCUUAAUUUGGAUAUUCCAUCAAGCGGGGUCUUUUGGAUCAAGACCUUUUACGUCAGUCACUCUGUGCAGGGCCAAGGUAUUGGCCGGGCCGCCAUGGAUGAGGCGGAGAAGAUGGCAGCUAGAGAGCCGUUGAAUGCCCGAACCUUGAUGCUUGAUACCGUUGAGCGAAAUGAUCAAUUGCGAGAAGAAUUUGCUUUAUUCACUUAUGGAAGUCUGCCAAAGGACCCUAAUCAGGACUGGUAUGCACGACGAGGAUACCAGGUCAUCCGAACAGUACAGAACUAUUACAGGAUUGUGGAUAGAAAUGGAAAGCUCUGGGAUACUAAGACUGUUUUUAUGAAGAAGGACAUUGCUUGA
Molecule: messenger RNA, 843 nt
Organism: Penicillium pulvis
Lineage: Eukaryota; Fungi; Ascomycota; Eurotiomycetes; Eurotiales; Aspergillaceae
Product: GNAT family N-acetyltransferase
Exons: 2
Coding region: 1-843 (280 amino acids)
Molecular function (GO): acyltransferase activity, transferring groups other than amino-acyl groups
Source: RefSeq, a predicted model, not a curated record